CUGCCGUCUGGUGCUGCGUCCGCCGACGUUUCCAAAAUGGAGACACAGCCGUGUCGAACUCGUGAUUAAAACACAAUUUACGGAUGACCCGAGGCGAAAGCUCGAUUACUGCCGACGAUACAAACAACUAACAAGUACACGACUAACGGCCAGAGCGUUCGUAUCAGUCGCUUACAUUUUUUACAGUAGACUCCCAGUCAUCGGAAAAGUACGAACAACAAUAAUAUUCUCGUCCGUUUCUCCCGCGGUCGAGGAGUUCGGUCGGUCCGUUAACGCCAAGCCGCGGUCUGCGUGUGCGCGCGCUCUCGCGUGUGUGUGUAGUGUGUACCGUGUUUGAGUGUGCGUGCGUACUGCGUACAGUCCGUCGUUUUCCAAUGUGCUGUUUAGCCGCCGCCACCACUACCCUCAGGUAGUAGCGUAGUAUGUGGGCCGCGAACCAGGCCAGAUAGGCGUAUCAGAAAAAUUUCUUAUUUUUCUUCUUUUUUUUUUUUAUCAAUAAAAAACAUUGCGGAGCAAUAAAUCACGUUUCCUCUUCUCGACUCUCGUUCCGUUUUGUACGGCACACAUUUUCCUUUAAGUGCCACCCGUGUGUGUUAACGCCGAAAUCGCGAGUUCGCACGAAUUAUGUAAAACCGAAGACCAUCUACCCGCUGCACACUUAGUCGACGACGCCGACGACUGCUGUAUACUACGACAAAGACGACGACGACGACGACGACAACGAUUGAUAGAAGAGCUACUCCGAAGAGAGAACUCGACGACAAUAUUCACACCACCCUCCGGUGGACAUGAGCGGAAGGCCCAGGACUACUUCCUUUGCUGAAGGAAAUAAAACUUCUCCGAAUCCUCCUCUGGGCGGAAUUAAAGUCAUAAGUAAAGAUGGCAGUAAAGUCACUACAGUGGUGGCAAAUCCAUGCCAAGGACCAGAUCGACCCUUGGAGGUGUCGUAUACAGACACAAUGGUUAUCGGCAAUGGAAGUUUUGGUGUUGUAUAUCAAGCUAAAUUAUGUGAUACAGGAGAAAUGGUUGCUAUUAAAAAAGUCCUUCAAGAUAAAAGAUUUAAAAAUCGUGAAUUACAAAUAAUGAAACGUCUAGACCAUUGUAACAUAGUGAAAUUGAAAUUCUUCUUUUAUUCAAGUGGUGACAAGAAGGAUGAAGUUUAUCUAAAUUUAGUUUUGGAAUACAUACCAGAUACUGUAUAUAAAGUUGCUCGUCAUUAUAGCAAAUUAAGGCAAACAAUUCCGAUCAACUACAUUAAGUUGUACAUGUACCAGUUAUUCCGAAGUUUGGCUUAUAUUCACUCAUUAGGCAUAUGUCAUCGUGAUAUUAAGCCUCAAAAUUUGUUAUUAAAUCCUGAAACAGGGGUAUUGAAAUUGUGCGAUUUUGGCAGUGCUAAGACUCUUAUCAAGGGUGAACCUAAUGUAUCCUACAUAUGUUCAAGAUACUACCGAGCACCUGAACUGAUAUUCGGUGCUAUAGAUUACACUACAAAAAUUGAUGUAUGGAGUGCUGGAUGUGUAUUAGCAGAACUUAUGUUAGGUCAGCCAAUCUUUCCAGGGGACUCUGGUGUUGAUCAAUUAGUUGAAAUUAUAAAAGUCCUUGGCACACCAACAAGAGAACAGAUCAGAGAAAUGAAUCCCAACUAUACAGAAUUCAAAUUCCCACAGAUCAAAUCUCAUCCUUGGUCAAAGGCGUCAUUUAUAAAGGUUUUCCGUAUGCGGACACCAGCAGAAGCUGUAGAAUUGGUGUCGGUGUUACUUGAAUACACUCCAUCACUUAGGGUGUCUCCAUUACAAGCGUGUGCUCAUGCAUUUUUCGAUGAGUUAAGAGAUCCACUCCAUAGAUUACCAAAUGGACGAUCAUUACCUCCACUUUUCAAUUUUACGCAAUUAGAAUUGAGUGCAGCUGGGUCUCUGAAAUCUGCUUUGAUACCUAAGCAUUUAAAAGAUUCUGUGGGAAGUGGAAAUGAAGCAUCUGCUGCUAGUGGUGGUCCAUCUACUCCAGAGAAUAUUAAUCCAGAUAGUCCAAAUCACCCAUCAUCGUCAACUACUUCCAGGCAACCUUCAAAUGAAAUAGCUUAAAAGUGCGACCAAAAAAUGCCUUGGCAAUCAAACCACUCACAAACAUUUAAGGGUUCCUCUAUUUUUUCAAGACUAUACGAGUAUUGGAAAGAAAACAAGCUUUUAAACUAAAAUAGAUUUUCAAUUUUAGUCAUUAAUUUGAAAUUGUUAAUUAAUAAAAAUCAAAUGUAAUGACUAUUCAAAAUUAUGUACAAAUUAGUUACUAUCACAUGCAAUUUAUGUUAUUGGCACGUAUUCCCAAUUAAUAUAAUUAAUUGCAUGUAAAAUAUAGAAGCCUGUAUUUCAUUUUAACAUCAAUUAGUAUAUAUUUCUUUAUAUAGUGAUCCAAAAUUGUUUGGCAAAAAGUUCAAAAAUAUUGCUCUUUUGGCGUGAUAUGUUAUUAUAACAUAAUUUAUUUAUAUGUAUAGUAUGAUAAUAAUAAACCCAUUGUGUUUAUCGCCAACGACCAUACUUGUUCACACACGAAUAUUAUUAUAUAACCAAGUAUAUAAAUGUUUUUUUUUAUGCUUUAACAAAAAAAUUUAAAAAUAAUAAUAAUUUAAAUAUUAUAUAUUUAAUAAUACUGAUGCAGCUGUUGCAUAGAUACAAUAUUAGAGCUCAAUGUUGUUAUAAUAGAGAACAAUUAUUUUAUUAGAAGCUCUGUAAUACUGUAAUAACUGUGUAAAAGUGUAAAGUGUUUAACAAUAAUAUUGUAUAUUCAUAAUAUAUAUAUAUAUAUAUAUAUAUAUAUAUGUAAAACUUGCAUAGUAUGACUAUAG
This is a messenger RNA of Melanaphis sacchari, 2839 nucleotides long. It is a transcript of the gene sgg, whose product is annotated as protein kinase shaggy. Gene Ontology annotation, cellular component: nucleus; cytosol; axon. Lineage: Eukaryota; Metazoa; Arthropoda; Insecta; Hemiptera; Aphididae. The transcript is spliced from 10 exons. The coding region runs from base 789 to 2081 and encodes 430 amino acids. Gene Ontology annotation, biological process: negative regulation of canonical Wnt signaling pathway; signal transduction; protein phosphorylation. The record is from RefSeq and is a predicted model, not a curated record. Gene Ontology annotation, molecular function: protein serine/threonine kinase activity; ATP binding.